AUGUUUCAGGCGGCUGAGACUUCGAAUAUUGUCAAAGGGUCCAUCGAACGAUGGAAAAAAUUGGACACGUUCGUAACGGAAAUGAAUGAAGAACUCAACAACAUGGAAAAGAAUAUCCAGAAUGGGGUAUUCGCGGAAAAGGAUGUUCAAGAGGUGGUGGAACGUGUUAUGUUCAAUCGACUAUUCCUUCUGAACGUGAUCAAGGCUCAGAGACUCAUUGACACAUUUCGAAUACCAAAUAUGUCACAAGAUCAAAUCGAGCUUGUCAAGGAAGGUGUUUUCUCGUUUUGGAGAACUCGAGGCAUCACACUUGAUUAUUUACCGCAAAUCCUUGAGCAUACGGACAAAUCUGAGAUCGACCUGUUAAAAUUGUAUGAGAGCUACCUGUCCGGUGCGCAAUCAAAGUAA
Molecule: messenger RNA, 408 nt
Organism: Plasmopara halstedii
Lineage: Eukaryota; Oomycota; Peronosporomycetes; Peronosporales; Peronosporaceae
Exons: 1
Coding region: 1-408 (135 amino acids)
Source: RefSeq, a predicted model, not a curated record